Molecule: messenger RNA, 824 nt
Organism: Ahaetulla prasina
Lineage: Eukaryota; Metazoa; Chordata; Lepidosauria; Squamata; Colubridae
Product: protein FAM240B-like
Exons: 3
Coding region: 73-348 (91 amino acids)
Source: RefSeq, a predicted model, not a curated record
CUAACACAUCUCAAAACUAUUUCCAAAAGGCCAGGUGAAAGACGAAGAAGAAGUUUCUCCAUUAUUAAAAAAAUGGACAGCUACAUUGGCUCCAAACACCAUCCCAUAGUAGUUGGUGAUGCUCAUGGCUUGAAGAAAUUUUGGGAAGAAAUAAUUGAAGCAUACACCAAGCAAAAAGAAGAAGAAGAUUCUCGAUUGCACGGAAGUGCUUUAAAUAAGCUCCGACAUGAAUGGACUCUAAGGCUGGAAAAUCAAAUUAAGAUGCUUCAGAAGAACAGUGAAAAUGGCAAAGUGCGGGAUAACCUGUCUCCAAUUGAAAAUUUUAGCCAAACUGCUGACCAGACUUGAUUUUGAUCCUCGAUGUUUCAUUAUGAAUGUGAACAGAAAUUCAAGUGACACCUGAAUUAUAAAUAAGUUAUUAAAAGACACAGCAUGGGUACUUUUUGCAAUCUUUUUAUCAACCAAUAGCAAAAAGGGGAGGGGGAACCCCACUAAUUCUUAGUUGAAUAUUGAUCAUUUAUAUGUAUCAUUAAUUUCCACCUGCAGUCUUAGCUACUUAUAUUUGACAGGUGAUAGCACUAUAGUCUUUAAAUGUGGAAAAGUCCUCUUUAUUAUGCCAAUUAUCAAUGAAUGUAGUGGUUAACUUUGGCUAAUAUAGUGUAGUUACUUGUGUAUCUUGAAAUGCUGUCCAACGCUUUGGAUUCUUGAGGCUGAAACAAUGUUAGUUUUAGGAAAACAAACAGUCUUCUCACAGGGAUGCAUUAGAAGUAAUAAAAUUUCUCCCACAAUUUAUUUUUCCCCCAAGUUGAAUUUAAUAUUAGAUC